AUGAAGCAAAUUCUUUUUAUUUCAGUAUUUGUUAUUUCCAGUAUUGCACUUAUAACUGAAAUUGGACAUACAGGAAUAUUAGCUGCUAAUCUUGUUACAAGUGAAAAAGAUGUAGUUGAAUUAGAAAAACGAAUUCAAAUUAAUGAAGAUAGAGAAAGAGUUCUUAAAGAUCAAUUGAGAAUGCAUUAUCAUGACCUUAGACUUGCUGCAAAUCCUACAUCAAGAGUUCAACUUGAAAGAGGUAUUGAAUCAAUUUUAAGUGAAUUAAGAGUUCUUAGAGCUGCUACAAGAAAAUUCCUUGAUAAAAUGAGAGGAAUUGCUGAUGGACUUACUGGAAUUGAACGUAAUGAAUUUAUUAGAAGACAUAGACUUGAAAGAAGAGUUGGAAGUACAUCUAAUUUAAAAGCAUCAAAGAUUACAAAACAAGCAAAAAAACAAGUUAAAAAAAUUGCAAAAGAAUCAGCUAAAAAAUACAGUUCUAUUGCUGCCAAAAGAGCUGGAAAGAAAGCUGUAGAAGAAGCUAAGAAGAAAUUUGGAAAUGAUCAACAAAAGAUUAAAUUAGAAAAGAAGAAAGCAGAAAAGAAUGUUUAUAAAAAAGCUUAUAAAGCAAUUAUGGAAGAAGUUAAAAACACAGCAUUAGGAUUACAACCAAAUGCUUUUAAGAGUAAAUCUGCUGAUAUUGUAUUGAGAGCUACUAAGAAAGAUAAUAUUGCAGUUGAUAUUAAUAAAAAAGAAAGGUCUGUAGCUGUUAAUAAAGCUGUUAAUAAACAAUUAAAAAAAGUUUUAACUCCAGCACAACAAGAAUCACUUAAGAAAACUAAGAAGGUUGUUCAAGAAGCUCAAAAAGAAAUUAAGAAGAGUGAUGAAGAACAAAAACAAUUAAAUAAAGUUAAAGAAGCUAAAAAGAAAAUUCAAAAACAAAAAGAUGAACUUGUUAGACAAAACGUUAAAAUGAAAAAAGCAAUUAAUAAAGAAAAAAUAACAAAAGGUAAUUUAGUUGCAAAGAAAAAUAUUACAAAUAAACCAAAAAUGAAUGUUAUUAAAGAAAAUAAGAGAGCUAUUGAAAAAACUGUUUAUAAAACACAACAAAGAGCUAAACAAGAAGGUCUUCAACCAAUGGGACAACAAUUAAUUCAAGAACAACCAAUGCCAAAUAUGUUUGACAAUAUGCCAACUGUUGCUGAAUUAAAUAAAGAAAGAAAUAUGAAAAUUGAUCAAAUUAAUAAAAUGAGACAAAAACAAAGAUCUCAAUUAUUUGAACCAAGUUUUAUUAACGCCAUUCCACCAGAAUUAACAGUUAGCCCAAUGAUCGGUAAUUAUGGUCCUGCAAUGGAUAUUGAAGAACAAAAACAAUAUAUGUCCUCUUUAUUUGGAGGAGUCCCCGAAUUACCAUUCUUAGAAGAUCAAUACUUAGUGAAUCCAAUGGAGAUUGAUGCUGCCUAUAAUCAGAUGUUGAUGUAA
This is a messenger RNA of Entamoeba nuttalli P19, 1461 nucleotides long. RefSeq lists its product as hypothetical. The transcript has a single exon. The coding region runs from base 1 to 1461 and encodes 486 amino acids. NCBI's taxonomy places the organism in Eukaryota, Evosea, Mastigamoebida, Endamoebidae. The record is from RefSeq and is a predicted model, not a curated record.